Salpingoeca rosetta is the source of this 4157-nucleotide messenger RNA. RefSeq lists its product as uncharacterized. The transcript has 16 exons. Bases 105 to 3971 code for a protein of 1288 amino acids. Lineage: Eukaryota; Choanoflagellata; Craspedida; Salpingoecidae. The record is from RefSeq and is a predicted model, not a curated record. Gene Ontology annotation, molecular function: protein binding.
CAAAGAUAUUCGCCAAUCGCCAUCAGUGUUUGUGUUGUUGGUUGGUUGGAAGAAGACGGCUUGUUGUUGUUGGUUGAGCCAGUGCGGCAGUGCAGUCGUCCGUCAUGGAUCAGCAAAGGGAGCAGCAAGGGGAGCGCACUCGACAGCAGCAGCAACAGCAACAGCAGCAACAGCCACAACAGCCACAGAGCACACAGGGUCACCAUCACCAUCAUCAUGUGCACCCUCACCACCAGCAUCACCACCAGCAUCAGCGACAUGUGCAUCAACAUCGCGUACAAGGGCGGCUGAUGUUUGCCGCACUGCCCAACGACACGUUCCAGCCCGUGGUGGUGCAAGGGAACGUUAUUCCAGCAUCCAUCACGGACAAGAGGAGUGGCCAGACCUAUCCACUCAUCUCAAAGGAAGAGAAAGACAAGCGCGAGGCCAAGAUCCAGGAAGAGAGACACCUGCAAGAGCUGGUGCUGGAGGAGCCCUUGCAGGUCAAGGACAUCACAAAGACCAGUGCAGAUGUAGUUUGGACGGGAUUCAAAGGCGCCAACGAACACACGGAAGUUCACGUCGAGGUUGCCCAAGGCACUGCGAAGCUGAAGGAGGUUGGAAAGACAAAAUCCAAUCACUACAAGCUGGAAAAACUGAAAGCAGGGAAGCAGUAUCAAGUUCGCCUGGUCCCAUAUCACAAAGGGAAACGUGGCAAUCCCACGCCAACGACAAGCUUCACGGCGAGCACCUCGGCGCCGUCUGCAAUGCCGCCCGUCAUGCUCGGUAAUCGCCAGCCACGCGCGCUCGGCCUCAAAUGGGGGAAGCCUGCCGACAGCGGUGGCCUUCCCGUUGAUGCGUACACCGUGUUCUGGGACAAGGGCGAUGCUGACAUGAGCGAAGAUGACUUUGUGCAGGUGUACACGGGGCAGGGCCACAGCUGCAAGGUGAAGGACCUUGAGCGGGCGCACGUGUACCGGUUUGUGGUCGAGUGCAGCAACGCUGAUGGUACGUCCCCACGCUCCCCCGUCGCCGCAAUCGCCACAUCCGUCGACAAGCCAAGUGCACCUGGAGACAUCACGCUGGUGCGUGCUGGCGUGGAUUUCCUGACGAUUCGCUGGGGAGCGGCAGACGGGAACGGGGCGCCGAUCGAACACUACACCCUGCAGAUGGACGACCCUUCCACUGGCUACGGGUUUCUCCCCAAGUACACGAGCACCGAUCUGCAGCACACAAUCAAAGGACUGGACAAAGACGCCGCAUACUCGUUUCGUGUCUUCGCCACCAACAAGGGGGACAAGGCUGGCCCCUUCAGUGCGAUUGCGACAUUCAAGACAAAACCGCGCGCCCCGCCGCCGCCAAGCGCCCCGACACGAGUGGGCAAGGUGCAGGCGACGGCGUUCAAGGUGUCGUGGAAGCCGCCGCCGGACCCCGAGGACCCCGUCGUCCGCUUCACGCUCGAGAUGGACCAGGGGCAGCGCCCGCCAAAGCCAACAAAGAGCGGGCAGGUGAAAGUGACACCGCGCGGGUUGAAGGUGGUGUACACGGGAGAAGAGCCCUCGUUCACUGCCACCAACCUGCAGCCCGGGCACGUGUAUUCGCUGCGAUGCUGCUGCGUGGGCGAAGGUGGCCAGGGCGUGUUCUCAAAGCUCGCCACUGUUACGACGCUGCCGGAGCUGCCGCAGCCGCCUUCGCUGUACGAGCCAAUCGAGUCGACGUCAACGUGCCUCCAUAUUGGGUGGCGACCCCCGCCGCAGGGCAAGGACGGCGGGGAGCAGCCGGCAGAGUACGAGGUGGUGCAGGUUGGGCCGUUCAUGGGAACAGCGGUGGAUGCAGUGACGGUGAUGGUGAUGGACACCACCAUGGGUGAUCCCCCAGACGACCUGUUCGCAGACGAGACAAGCGGUGGCGGCGGCGGGGGUGCAGCGGACAAGAAGAACCAAAAGCGUGGGAAUGCGAGAACCAAAAGCAACAGCAGUCACGACGGUGAUCAUGGUGGUGGUGGAGGAAAGAAGAAGAACCAGGGUGGAAGUGGUGGUGGUGACAAGGGUGAUGGCCACACAGGCGAUGUGCCUGACAGCAGCAAUGACAAGGCUGCACCUGGUGGGGAUGGACGCAGUGGUGGCGGCGGUGGUGUGCAGUGGCAGCCGUUGUGCCGGGAGACCACACGCCGCUCUGCUUUCGCUGUUGUUCAACCGGGAGAAAUCCAUGCAUUCCGGGCCCGCUGCAGAAACAGGAGAGGCUGGAGUGCGUGGAGCGAACCGCUUGUGCUUGAGGCUCGGGCCAUGCCCCCAGAACCACCAUCCAACCUGACUGCCGAAUCAAGCAAAGCCACCACGGCCACGCUUACGUUCUCUGCCGGGUUUGAGAACGGAAGUCCCGUCACCAAGUUCCGUGUGCGAUACGCGGUCGCCGGCAACGAUGACAACAAUGAUGGUGAUGGUGGUGGUGGUGGUGAUGAUGAUGAGCAGCAGCUCAAGUGGCUGACGGCUUCGACAACGCGCGAACGUGUUGAGUUGAAGGGGCUGACGCCAAACACGCCCUACGUUGCAACGGUGGAGGCGACGAAUGCAAUUGGGUGGUCGCGGCCGUCUGUUGCGCUGCGCUGGCGAACGGAGACAACAACACCGCCGCCGCCGCCGCUGCCUCUGGUUGAAGCUGUCACCACGCACAGCAUUGCACUGCGUGUGCUUCCCCUCAGCCGGCCAGACAUGCCCCUCCUCGACUACCGCGUCGAGGGCAACGGUGAAGAGAAGGUGUUGGCUUCAAGCGACGUUGCAACAAGCGCGCACGGUGACGCAGCCACACCCGUCAGCCCCGGUGGUGCUGUUGUUGUGUUUGAUGGCCUCCGGCCGGACAAACGCUACCGCUUCCGUGUUCGCGCGCGCAAUCACGUCGGCUUUGGCUCGUUCUCGUCGUACGUUGAGGGCCGCACACGCAACACGCCGCCGCCACCGCCCGCGCUGAUAGCAGAGGAGGUGCAGCCAACGAGCAUCAAGCUCGCGUGGACGCACGCCGACAACAACGUCGUGCGCACGCGGCUGUACAUGAAACCGGGGCACGACAAGGACUUUAAGGAGGUGAAGAACGUGAGGGGCCGGAGCCACAAGUUCAACCGCUUGCAGACGGGUGUGGAGUUCCACUUCAAGGCGCAGGCCAUGAACGAGGAGGGCUGGGGCGAGUGCUCAGAUGUGCUGCGCGUGCGCACAGACACGUCUGCUGGUCGCCGCCCAGCGCCGAUUCGAAUUUCGCGGCUGAGCGACGACACAAUGGUUGUGCGCGUGGAGGAGCAGCGCGGAGAGACAACAGAAGUGCUGAUCAAAACACCAGCAGCCACAGCAGGUGCAGCAGCCGCCGCGCCAACGCAGGUGAAGAAGAAGAAAAUCAAGAAAAAGCCUGGCCACGAUGACGGUGGUGGUGAUGGUGAUGGUGCUGGUGGCCCUCGCGUGCGCUGUUUGUUCCGCGGCGCAGAUGAACCGCGCGAUGAGGACGAGGAGGACGUGCUUGACGACGACACAAUGGGGUUGAGGGCAAUCCCGCUGUCAACUCGCCCCACGCUCGUGUGCAGCUCGCGGGAGGCAGGGCGUGCCAUCAUGCACGUGCCUGCAGGCACGAAACAAGGCCCACACGGUAGCGUAGCAGUGGACGUCGUGGUGCGGUUUGCAGGCAGCAGCAAGCGGGAGCUGUGGCAGGUUGAGCGCGUGGUAUUUGGACAAGAGCGGCAGCAGCGAAUGGAGGACGAGUUGGCGGCGGCGGCAGCAGCGAAGAAACACGAAGAGGAGGAGCAACAGCGGGUGGAGAGGAUGCGGAGGCAGGAGAAGGAGGAGAGGGAAAGGAAGAAGGCUGUGGCGCCGACAUACAAGCCGGAACUGAUGGGGGUGUUCAAGGCCAAAGCCAAGAAAAAGCGGCCGUUCUUGGAUGAGCGUGGCGUCAUGGUCGCAUCUGUGCUCAUCGCACUCGCAGCCAUCAUCAUCAUCAUCUUGCUCAAGUAAGCAAACGCCUUUGCUGCUGAUGCUGCUGCUGCUGCUGCUGCUGCUGUUGUUGUUGUUGUUGUUGUUGUUGUUGUUGUUGUUGUUGUGUGUGUGAUGUGCCUGAAAGAUAGUUCUUAGGAGUUUUAGCUCUGUGUAUUCGUUUGUCGCAGGAAAAAUUGUAACACCCAAUAAAGAACGAGCAACGCA